AAAGAAAGCCCGAAGGAAAAAAAAACCUUAUCUUUAUCUUAUCCCCAUUCCCCAAUCCGACCUCCUAAUCCCCCGAGCGAGAGCGAGAGAAGGAAGGCGAACGAAGAUGCUGCUGGGCUCCUCCUUCGCGUCGCCGUUCACCCAGCUGCACCUCUCGCCGAGCCCCAAUGCGGGGGCGCGGCCGGCGGGGGCGGGGCUGGUGCUGCGGAUCGAGGCGGCGAAGCAGCUGACGGGGCGGGUGGUGACGACCAAGGCGAACAAGACGGUGGGGGUGGAGGUGGCGCGGCUGAGGCAGCACCCAAAGUACCACCGGCGGGAGAAGAUCAAGAAGAAGUACCAGGCGCACGACCCCGACAACCAGUUCAAGGUCGGCGACGUCGUCGAGCUCGUCCGCUCCCGCCCCAUCUCCAAGACCAAGCACUUCCUCGCCGUCCCCGUCCCGCCCCGCGACACCCGCCGCAAGGCCCAGCUCCUCCCGCCCCUCGAGUCCCAGUCCGCCGAAGACUCCGCCGCCGCCGCCGCCGAAGAGGCCGCCGCCUAGUGAUGCAGCCUGCUUUUGCUUUCCCCCCGUUCUACUCUCUGUUAAUUAAUCGUCGUUCCCUUUGCUGCUAUUGCUGUUGUUCUUGCUCCCCUGUAGACUGAAUGAACUGCGAUAUUAUUCAGUACCACUCGGCUCUAAAAUUUGUACUUUUUUUUUCUUCCUGCAGCAAGGAUUUAUUGUGUACUAUACUUGGUUGCAUUUUUGAGCAUUAUCUGUUGUUAUAA
Molecule: messenger RNA, 765 nt
Organism: Triticum dicoccoides
Lineage: Eukaryota; Viridiplantae; Streptophyta; Magnoliopsida; Poales; Poaceae
Product: 30S ribosomal protein S17, chloroplastic-like
Exons: 1
Coding region: 107-541 (144 amino acids)
Biological process (GO): translation
Cellular component (GO): ribosome
Molecular function (GO): structural constituent of ribosome
Source: RefSeq, a predicted model, not a curated record